Molecule: messenger RNA, 1041 nt
Organism: Zerene cesonia (dogface butterfly)
Lineage: Eukaryota; Metazoa; Arthropoda; Insecta; Lepidoptera; Pieridae
Product: leukocyte surface antigen CD53-like
Exons: 6
Coding region: 192-896 (234 amino acids)
Cellular component (GO): membrane
Source: RefSeq, a predicted model, not a curated record
GCGUGCCGAACUCGUAAAACAAACCAGUUGGAUUGUUAUCACCGGCCACGGUUGACCUUUUUACACUUUUUACACGUACUUGAAUGAACUCGUUUGUUUUGUGUUUACGCUAUAGUAUUCGUGUAAAGUGAUGAUUAAGUGAAAUUCUGUAUUGGAUCACCAUAUUGUAGACGUUUUUCUGACGGGUGGCGAUGGCGAUGAGCGGCGCGAUGGACAGCUGCGGCCGGUGCAUGAAGGUGUCACUGGUUGCCAUUAAUGUUGUUACAUUUUUGGGUGGUCUGCUAGCAGUAGCGAUAGGAGCAUGGAUUUGGACGUCCCGUUCUUUUUCUAGCACGCUCAUGAGCAAUAAUAUGUUUAUUGCUUCUGUGGUCGUGGUUGUGGCCAUGGGCGCCGCCAUCAUGCUACUGUCUUUCCUCGGCUGCUGUGGUGCCGCUAAAGAAGUCAAGUGCAUGUUAUUGACGUAUUACAUCCUGGUAUUCAUAAUCUUCGUCGCAAUGUUAGUUGGCGGGAUCUUGUUGUUCGUGUUUCGGGAAAAGGUCCUCUCAACGUUGGACCGGGAGAUGCACGCGUCGAUUCCAAACUAUGGCGUGAAGCACGAAUACACCAAGGCGUGGGACGACACGCAGACAUAUCUGCAGUGUUGUGGUGUCAAGAGUCAUAACGACUGGAACGGCAAUGUUCCUGAGAGCUGCUGUAAAGAGCUGUACCCGGGCAAGCGGCUGGACUGUAAAUAUUCCCCAAACCCGACCACAAUGUAUAUGGAUGGUUGUCUUAACAAAACCAUCGACUUGCUCCGCGAAGACGCCGCGUACGUCGGCGCUGUGGCAAUUAUUGUGGCCUUGGUCAUGGUACUGGCGCUAAUCUUCUCUUGUGGAUUAUUCGUGAAAAUAGAGUGACAGAAAAGACUUUAAAUUUGUUGAUUAAGAAUUUUGACUACAAUUAGGAUAACUUCGGUUAAUUGGAUGUUUCGCGUUGAACGUGCGUUUUUUAUUUAUUUCUCAUAUGUAAGUAAGAAGCAAAUAAAAGGAACAUUGAUUGAGA